Messenger RNA from Stegostoma tigrinum, 3891 nucleotides. It is a transcript of the gene dffb, whose product is annotated as DNA fragmentation factor, beta polypeptide (caspase-activated DNase). Lineage: Eukaryota; Metazoa; Chordata; Chondrichthyes; Orectolobiformes; Stegostomatidae. Gene Ontology annotation, biological process: apoptotic process; apoptotic DNA fragmentation. Bases 40 to 1074 code for a protein of 344 amino acids. Gene Ontology annotation, molecular function: DNA endonuclease activity. The transcript is spliced from 7 exons. The record is from RefSeq and is a predicted model, not a curated record. Gene Ontology annotation, cellular component: cytoplasm; nucleus.
GCGCACUUGCGAUUCCUUGAAAAAGUUCAUCGUUUUAACAUGGGGACUAAAUUCAAAGUGAGGAGUUUGAAGACUGACAGAAUGUAUGGAAUCGUAGCCAGAGAUCUGCGAGAUCUAAUGACAAAGGGAUGCCAGAAACUGCAGAUCCCACGUAAAGGAUGUCGCAUAUGUUUACAUAAAGAUGGCACAGAAGUCCACGCUGACAAUUUCUCAUGUCUAGAAGAUAACUGUAAGCUCAUUAUUCUGGAGCAGGGACAGCAGUGGGAUGGAAAGGUUUGCUACUACUUGAAUAAAAUACUUCAUGACCAAAAUAAUGAAGAAUUAAUUAUGAUUGCAAGACGAAUGUUAUCUGAUGAAACAGAACCCAGAAAAAAGAUGCUGCUCAAGUGCAUUGUUCAAAACAGUGCUGGAAAUAUAACAGCUGAAAACCGUAAGGAUGACCAGGAAUGGUUUGAAGGUUUGGAGUCACGAUUUAAAACCAAAUCUGAUUACAUGAGAUUCAGUUGUGGCAGAAGAAUGAGAAACUACCUGUCAGAGGUUAAAAGCCAUGCUGAAAAUGUUGAUAAAAAAGUAAAGGAGAAGUACUGUGCAUUUGUAGCAAGAAUAGAGAAGCUGCUUCAACAAAAUAAGUUCAAUGGUUGUUACUUUGAUAGGACAGCAAAAGGGAAUAGCCGGCUCUGCACUGACAAAGGAUGGUUUACUUGCCAGGGGGCAUUUGAUGAGCAGGAGUGCAAUUCUUUCCAUUCCAUCAAUCCAUAUGCCAGCAAAGAAAACAGAAUUGUGUUUAGCACAUGGAACCUGGAUCACAGGAUUGAGAAGAAGCGGGCCAUCAUUCCAGCAAUAGUCAAUACUGUUAGGAAACAGGACACCGAUGACCAUCAAGUUGAAUUUUUCUAUAGUCACUUGUUUACUCUAGCCAAUCUUAAGCUGGUUCACAUUGCAUGUCACAAGAAAACAGAGCACAAUCUUACAUGUGACCCAUCCCAGAUCAACAAGAGCAAGAAAAGAAAGAUGAAGAUGCCUUAUGCUCCCCCAAGAACUGCUCACAAGUAUUUUUCACAGAGUGCCAUGUAGUAUGCCAGAAGAAUAUCUUUCAGAAUUGGAUUAGGGUGGGGAGUGGGGAGACUUCUCCAAAAUUACUGAAAUGUGUAGUUGUAGAAGAGUUGAGCUUCUCAAUUAUCCCUUAGCGUGGUGCUCGUUAGUGAAUUGAAUGCUGUGAAAUGGUGAAUACCUAAAAUAAAGUGAUACAGGCUUGUGCAGGUAUUCCCAAAAUAUUGAUUACUAUUGUCAGAAAUUCAGAGAUGGUCAAACCCAGACGAUUAGUGACACUUAUUAAUGCCACAUUUCCUCAAAUUUAAUGGUAUUCCCUUGAUAAGUGAAGGAUGGAUUGGUACAGUGGUGUUCGAGUACAGAAACAUACAGUUUGCUAUGUUUGAACGUUCAGGCUUCAUUCACACUAAAUAUAUUGAGUUCAAAUAAACCUAUUGAACAUAUUUAAUAAAAGGGCAUCAACCAAGUUUGACUAAACUUAUUGGUAUUAAAAAAUAUUCAAUGAAAGGCCAUCUGUGAAACCUCCAUGCCACUUAGAAGUGAAUGACAGCAAAACUGGAUAGACCCUUUUCAGGUAAGACUCAAAUUACUCAGGUAAGAUAUUAAAAAGAAAAGAGCUUGAACUCCUCUGUGUCUAAUCGGUAAUAAACGUCGAUAGUGGCAAUGGCGGCAGAAUCUUGUUGUGCUUCAUAGAUAGAAGAUAGUUACUUCUGUAAUAACCUUCACUUUGCACAUAUACAGUUUGUACAGAGUAUUCCAAAGCAAGAGGAAGUUGUUAUAUCAUAUGGUUACAUUUGACAAGAGAUAAGUACAUCUCUUAUCUACACGAGUGUCAGUUAGUUUGGGUAACCUCGAUACCAUCAUUUCUGAUGGAUUCAACCAGAACCAAGAACCCAAGAGGCACAGAAAACCCAUCACUGAAGCGUCUUAUUGAUUUCAAUGUUUCAGAGUUUCAUGCCAACCUUACAGUUAAGGAAAAAUAUUGAUUCAGCCACAUUGUUCAUGAGAAGGUAGUUGUGUAUCUGGAAGCACAUGCACAUUAUACACUCUGCUGAUUAGACUGGAUAUCCUUACAUGCCUGUAUUCCCAAAGUAAUAUCAUAAACUUCAAAUAGCCUCCGACUCUGAUCUCAAUAAUAGCUUGGUCAGUGAUUCCUGAAGUAUUUGUUUAUUGUGACAUGAAUGAAUUGCCAUUAUAAGCACUUCUACAUUUGGUUAAGGUAGUGAAUCCAUUAAUGAUGUAUAAUUUAAAUCAAUACGUAACCUGAAAUAUAUCUCUUACUUGUUUGUAUUUUUCAUUUCAUUUAAAGUUGUGAAUCUGACUUCCUUUUAGAUUUGUCAAUGAGGGCAAUUGGCAAAUCAGUCAUCUGAGUAGCUUGUGGGGAUCUGAGUUGAGCACAGAAGGAUAAAUUUGAUCUGAAGUUGUUCAUGUAAGACAAUUUGGUGAACUGACUUACGCAACUUUCAUCUCUUGACUCAACAAUGGAUGGCAAACAACGGUCCAUUCUACAGUGAGGAAUUAUGGUAAUGAAAUAUUUUAUGGGCCCCUUGGCAUAAAUUUCCUGGGAUUCCUAAAAUCUGACAUUCUUACAGAUCCAGAAUUAUUAGGUAGCAAUCAGGAGCAAGGACCAUAAUUGUUUGAUACUUUCCAAAGUUUGUGAUGAUGAAAGAAUUAUCAUUUGUCCUGGUGCAGUUUCAAUGAGAGCAUUCAUUACAGAGAAUGGAACUGAGGAAAGCUUGUAUGACUGUAUGAUAGUAGUCAAUCCUAAUUCUUCAAUGAGCCAUAGGAAUCCUGUAAAAAAAUCUGUUAUGUAUGUUAUGUCCAGAUUAUUAUCUAUUUUCUGUAAGGGUAUGAAUAUUUAAUUCUAUCAAAAGUAUUAAUUUUAACGUAGAAGAACAAAUUGUAGCUCAAGUUGAGGUUCUGGAUGUAAGUUUGCUCGCUGAGCUGGAAGAUUCGUUUUCAGACAUUUCAUCACCAUUCUAGGUAACAUCAUCAGUGAGCCUCCGGUGAAGCGCUGGCGUUAUGUCCUGCUUUCUAUUUAUCUGUUUAGGAUUCCUUGGGUUGGUGAUGUCAUUUCUUGUUCUUUUUCUCAGAGGGUGGUAGAUGGGCUCCAAAUCAAUGCGUUUGUUGAUAGAGUUCCGGUUGGAAUGCCAUGCUUAUAGGCAUUCUCGUGCAUGUCUCUGUUUGGCUUGUCCUGGGAUGCAUGUGUUGUCCCAAUCAAAGUGGUGUCUUUCCUCAUCUGUAUGUAAGGAUACUAGUGAUAGUGGGUCAUGUCUUUUUGUGGCUAGUUGACAUCAACAGCGCUUCAACGGAGGCUCACUGAUGAUGUUACCUAGAAUGGUCAUGAAACGCCUGAAAACGAACCUUCCAGCUCAGCGAGCAAACUUACAUCCAGAAGAAAAAUGCUGCAAAUAACUUCAAAUCAUCCAAUGGUGGUUUUCAUCAUUCUUAUGUUUGGAGAUUUGCUUCUGAAAUUAUUCUAGUGUCUUGGUUCUUGUGAUUUUUCUUAUUAAGCUACAUCAUUUUGUACUUGACAUUGUUUGAAAUUGACAUGAAAUUGUUUUAUUAUAUAUUUGUAUAAUAAUUGAAUUACAGUCUGAGUUUAAAUUUGUGUACGUCAAAUGCAGCCUCCAAGUUUCUCCACUUGUCUUUGUAACAAUGUGUUAGGAUAUGAUCUAUUACAACUGUUAUGGAAAUAGAAAUAUAAAAAUGUGAAAAAUGGAAUCUUUAAUCUAAUCAAUUGAUUAUUUCACAUUUUUGCUGCAGAAUUGAUCUGCCUGAAUUUUUAGAUUGCCACAUAAAUAUAUCAAGUUCAAAUAAACUUGUUGAACAUUUUUAAUA